This is a messenger RNA of Rhineura floridana, 4417 nucleotides long. It is a transcript of the gene MAN2A2, whose product is annotated as mannosidase alpha class 2A member 2. Lineage: Eukaryota; Metazoa; Chordata; Lepidosauria; Squamata; Rhineuridae. Gene Ontology annotation, molecular function: carbohydrate binding; alpha-mannosidase activity. The transcript has 24 exons. Gene Ontology annotation, cellular component: Golgi membrane. Bases 340 to 3873 code for a protein of 1177 amino acids. The record is from RefSeq and is a predicted model, not a curated record. Gene Ontology annotation, biological process: N-glycan processing; mannose metabolic process; protein deglycosylation.
GACAUGCUCUCCCUCCGGCCGUGCCUGAAGCGGGCUCUCCAAGCAGUGGGGCGGGCACGAGCCUCAGUGUCCCUUAAGAGCUCUUCGCCAAACCGGAGCGCCGUCUUUAGUCUAGAAGUGGGCACGGAGGGUCACCCCCCAGCGGCGGGCUCUCGCUUUCAGGCCGUGGCUCGUGAGCGCUCUGGAAGGAAACAUACGACUGUGCCCCCCCCCCGUCCUGACCACGGCUAGUGGGGGACCUGGCAGAGCCAUGGGUGAGAGGGAGGCACUCCGUGCACGCUCAGCGGCGCCUUAGUUGAGGAGGACGUGUUGCAAAAUGUUCCCUCUGGCAUCCCCGGGAUGAAGCUGAAGAAGCAGGUGACGGUGUGUGGGGCUGCCAUUUUCUGCGUGGCGGUCUUCUCCCUCUACCUGAUGCUGGAUCGGGUGCAGCACGACCCUGCUCGGCACCAGAAUGGGGGCAACUUCCCCAGGAGUCAGAUCUCGGUGCUGCAGAACCGGAUUGAGCAGCUGGAGCAGCUCCUGGAGGAGAACCACGAAAUCAUCAGCCACAUCAAGGACUCUGUGCUGGAGCUGACGGCCAACGCUGAGGGGCAGCCGGUCGUGCUGCCUUUCCACAUGCCCAAUGGCUCCUGGGUGCUGCCCCCUGAGAGCAGGCCCAGUUUCUACUCUGUCUCUGCUCAGGACUGUCAGUUUGUGCUUAAGAGCAACAGCCAGAAGACAGACCUGCAGAUGUUGGCUGUGUCUGCAUUGCUCCCGUAUGACAACCAGGAUGGUGGGGUGUGGAAGCAAGGCUUCGAUAUCACUUACGAGCCACAUGAAUGGGACGCAGAGCCACUGCAAGUGUUUGUGGUUCCACAUUCCCACAAUGACCCAGGCUGGAUCAAGACGUUUGACAAAUACUACCUCGACCAGACACAGCACAUCCUUAACAGCAUGGUGGUGAAGCUGCAGGAGGAUCCCAGGAGGCGAUUCAUCUGGUCCGAAAUUUCCUUCUUCUCGAAAUGGUGGGACAACAUCAGCAGCCAGAAACGAGCUGCCGUCCGCAGGCUGGUAGGCAACGGACAGCUUGAGAUGGCCACGGGAGGGUGGGUGAUGCCAGAUGAAGCCAAUGCCCACUACUUUGCCAUGAUCGACCAGCUCAUUGAAGGGCAUCAAUGGCUAGAGAAGAACAUUGGGGUAACACCACGCUCAGGCUGGGCAGUCGAUCCCUUUGGUCACAGUGCUACGAUGCCUUACCUGCUGCGUCGGGCCAAUCUGACCAGCAUGCUCAUCCAGCGCGUCCACUACGCCAUCAAGAAGCAUUUUGCAGCUACCCAGAACUUGGAGUUCAUGUGGAGGCAAAGCUGGGAUACAGACUCCAGCACCGACAUCCUCUGCCACAUGAUGCCCUUCUACAGCUACGACGUGCCCCACACCUGUGGCCCUGACCCCAAGAUCUGCUGCCAGUUUGACUUCAAGCGUUUGCCAGGGGGGCGCAUCAACUGCCCCUGGAAAGUGCCCCCUAAGGCCAUCACCAGCGCCAAUGUGGCUGAGCGGGCCCAGCUCCUGCUGGACCAAUACCGGAAGAAGUCCAGGCUCUAUCGGAGCAAAGUGCUGCUGGUGCCGCUGGGAGACGACUUCCGCUACGACAAGCCCCAAGAGUGGGACGCCCAGUUCCUCAACUAUCAGCGCCUGUUUGACUUCCUCAAUGCCCACCCAGAUCUCCACGUGCAGGCACAGUUUGGGACCCUCUCAGAUUACUUUGAUGCCCUGUACAAGCAGAUGGGCAUUGUUCCAGGAAUGCGGCCGCCUGGCUUCCCAGUGGUCAGUGGGGACUUCUUCUCCUAUGCGGACCGAGAAGACCACUACUGGACAGGCUACUACACUUCCCGGCCCUUCUACAAGAGCAUGGGCCGGGUGCUGGAGGCCCACCUCCGUGGUGCCGAGAUCUUGUACACCUUGGCCCUCAGCCACGCUCGCCACGCUGGCAUGGAUAGCAAGUACCCGCUGUCGGACUACGCCAUGCUGACGGAUGCCCGGCGCAACCUGGGCCUCUUCCAGCAUCACGAUGCCAUCACUGGCACUGCCAAAGAGGCUGUGGUGGUGGACUACGGUGUCAGGCUGCUUCACUCCAUGAUGAACCUCAAGCGCGUCAUCAUCAAUGCUGCCCAUUACCUGGUCCUAGCAGAUAAAGAGGCCUAUCAUUAUGACCUAGCGGUGCCCUUCCUUGGCGCAGAUGAGGCCCGCCUCAAUCAGGACUCCCUGCCAGAGAAAACUGUCAUCAAGCUGGAUGCAGCACCCAGGUUUGUGGUUGUGUUUAACCCUCUGGAGCAGGAGCGGCUGUGCAUUGUGUCCUUGUUGGUGAACACACCUCGUGUCCGUGUCCUCAAUGAGGAGGGGCAACCCCUGGCAGUGCAGCUCAGUGCCCAGUGGACUUCUGCCACUGACAUGGUGCCCGAUGUCUACCAGGUGUCCAUCAUAAUGCGUCUGCCAGCACUAGGCCUCAGCAUCCUGCAGCUGAGCAAGUCUUUUGACAGCCACAACAUGCUCAAGUCUUCGGUGCGCCUCUUCCUGCAUGGCCGUGACCUCCCUGUCCGCAAGCAUGAAGCCUUCCCGGUGCGUGUUGUCCCCACGGCUGCAGACGACUUCUGCCUGGAGAAUCAGCACGUGAGAGCUUGCUUCUCAGGGCCCAGCGCUUCGCUCAAGAGUGUGCGUUAUGCAGGCGACGAACAGGAGCAGAAGCUGGACAGCCAGUUCCUUGUCUACGGAACCCGGAGCACCAAAGACAAAAGUGGCGCCUACCUCUUUCUGCCUGACGGAGAAGCCAAGCCCUACACCCCCAAGGACCCCCCUGUGGUUCGGGUGACAGAGGGACCCUUCUUCUCAGAGGUGGCUAUUUACUACCCACAUGUCCAGGAGGUGGUUCGGCUCUACAACGUGCCAGGGGUUGAUGGGCUGUCCCUGGAGAUCUCCUGCUUGGUGGACAUCUGGGACCACAUCAACAAGGAGCUGGCACUGCGGUUCAGCACAGAUAUUGAGAGCAAGGGCGCUUUCUUCACGGACCUGAAUGGCUUCCAGAUUCAGUCCCGGCAGUAUCUGAAGAAGUUGCCACUCCAGGCCAAUUUCUAUCCCAUGCCAGUCAUGGCCUACAUCCAGGACAUGCGGAGUCGCCUGACAUUGCACACGGCCCAGGCCUUGGGUGUCUCCAGCCUUCGCAGCGGUCAGCUGGAGGUGAUUCUGGACCGGCGCCUUAUGCAGGACGAUAAUCGUGGCCUUGGGCAAGGCCUGAAGGACAACAAGCGAACGUGCAAUCGCUUCCGCCUCCUACUGGAACGCCGCAGCACUGCUAACAAGAGCUCCGGCUUCUUUUCCAAACUGGCCUCCACGCUUAGAGACUUGGUCUUUCCCAGCAGCAAGGCUGACAGUCGAGAGGCUGAGGCCGGCCGGCUGACGAGUUUCCCAUCUCUGCUAAGCCACGUGACCUCCAUGCAGCUCAAUGCGGAAGUGCUUGUGAUGCCUGUGGUCCAGGAGAAGCCGCCACCCCCACCUCUGAGGUCCUUCCUGCCCCUUUCGGUCACCCUGCCCUGCGACUUCCACCUUCUCAACCUGCGUACGCUGCAAGGAGAGGAUGAUUCUCUGCCCUCCACCGACACCGCUCUGAUUCUACACCGGAAGGGCUUCGACUGUGGCCUAGAGGCCAGAAAUUUGGGCUUCAACUGCACCACCACCCAAGGCACGCUGUCUCUAGGUGGCCUCUUCCAGGGCCUCGAGCUGGCCUCCCUACAGCCCUCCUCUUUGACUCUGAUGUACCCGCUGGCCCCCUCCUCCCCCAACAGCACAGUCAUCCACCUGGACCCCAUGGAGAUUGCCACGUUCCGCCUCCGCCUUGGAUAGGACCCCUCACUAGCCCAGACUGGAUUUUAUUGGCCGGCCAGGCACCAUGGGGGGUAUGGGACUGGCUUCCUCUGCCCGUGCCUUGGCCAGACAGAUGCUGCCCUAUGAGAUGGAGUCUGGUGGCAGGAUGCUGCAAGGGCCCGACACCCGCUGAAGCUGGCCUGGUGGUACUUACUCAUCUGCGCUUAAAAGAUGCGGCUGCAUACAAGGCCAGGCCGGCUUGGCACUGCAAUACGACCUGUGCAAAGACUCCACUGCACACUUGGGCGUUUGGUGCCAGCUACUGAGGAUGACCUAGCUGUGCUGUCAGGACUGGUGCACGGGUGGAGGGGGGAUGCCGUGGUAACCACAGCAAAGACCUCAGCUCCUGUACUCUCUGCUCUUGGGAAACGAGUCUCCACUGCCUUUUCUCCUGGGAGGCCUGGAGGAGGAAGAGGAGGGAAGCAGACUUGAAGAUGUAGCAAACACUGGAAGGAUAUUACAGCUUGUGAGUUUCCUGGAGCUCAGAACAAGCUUUUAGGAAACAAAAUGUUUUUGAAGCAUU